Molecule: messenger RNA, 762 nt
Organism: Saccostrea echinata
Lineage: Eukaryota; Metazoa; Mollusca; Bivalvia; Ostreida; Ostreidae
Product: semaphorin-5A-like
Exons: 5
Coding region: 1-762 (253 amino acids)
Source: RefSeq, a predicted model, not a curated record
AUGUGUACCCAGCCAUCCAAGGAGCAUGGUCGUCAUGGGGCACGUGGUCCGAUUGUAGCGCCACCUGUGGAAACGGAACCCAGACCCGCACCCGGUCUUGUGAUUCUCCCCGCCCAUCUAAUGGAGGGGCAUAUUGUACAGGCUCAGAAAAUGAGGAGUAUUCAUACCCAGUCAUCCAAGGAGCAUGGUCGUCAUGGGGCACGUGGUCUGCAUGUAGCGCCACCUGUGGAAACGGAACCCAGACCCGCACCCGGUCUUGUGAUUCUCCUAGCCCUUCUAAUGGAGGGGCAUAUUGUACAGGCUCAGAAAAUGAGGAUGAAUGGUUCUUGGUCGAAGUGGGGAGAUUGGUCAGUCUGUACCAUGAGUCUCUGCAGUGUGACAAAUCGAACACGUUCCAGGUCAUGUGACUCACCAGCGCCUACAUAUGGCGGACGUUACUGUGAGGGGGAUGGACAAGAUACAGAAAGCUGUGAAGGUCAAAUCUGUCCAACAGGGGAACGCUUGAUGUGUGCAGAAUUUCCUGACAACAAAAUCACAUCAUCGGCUUUAGAAGAAAAACUAACAGAAAUAUCAAAAGUAUUGAAAGUAAACAAAACAAAUCUGUCAUCACAAAAGCGAAAAAGAGCGUGUGCAGAGGAUCCAAGGCCCACGUCGAUGUACAUAGGAUAUGUGGGUGUUAUAUUCAUAGGCUGCUUCCUUGGAAUAAUUGUCUUUGUUGAUUGUUCAUCUUUCAUUGUUUGGGCUUUGAAAAAACGUAGCUAA